GCAAGAACAUAAAGGCAGCCGGAGCCCGGAGCUAGCUAGCAGGCAGGACGUACGGCUGCUGCGCGCUGUUCUACGUACGUACUCAUCUGCUAGCUAGCUACUGCAGAUCGAAGAGUAACAAGAUCGAGCCAGCAGAUUAGCUAUAUAUACAUACGUAGCAUAGCAGCUACCAUCAUCAGCAAGGAUCCCAAGCAUUAAUUUGGUGUGGUACGGUGCAAGAAAACACACACUACAUAUAUAUAUAUAUAGUACAUGGCGCCAAGAAAAGAGAUCAUGGCUGGUGACCAUGGCGGCGGCGAAGGGGAGGAAGUAGUGGUGCUUGUGGGAGACUACGACUACGAGCUAGAGGAGGAAGACGAAGACAUGCUCCCCGGGUUCCGGUUCCACCCCACCGACGAGGAGCUGGUCACCUUCUACCUCCGCCGGAAGGUGGCCGGGAAACGCCUCACCAUCGAGAUCAUCAAGGACUUCGACAUAUACAAGCACGACCCAUGGGACCUUCCAAAGUCGAGCUCCAUCUCGGGAGAGAAGGAGUGGUACUUCUUCUGCCUGCGGGGGAGGAAGUACAGGAACAGCAUCAGGCCCAACAGGGUCACCGGCUCCGGAUUCUGGAAGGCCACGGGCAUCGACAGGCCCAUCCACUCCGCCGCGUCCGGCCGCGCCGGCGACCCCAUCGGCCUCAAGAAGUCGCUCGUCUUCUACCGCGGCAGCGCCGGCAAGGGCACCAAGACGGAGUGGAUGAUGCACGAGUUCCGCCUGCCGCCGCGCGCCGACACCGCCCACGCCUCGCCCAGCGAGCAGGAAGCGGAGGUCUGGACCAUCUGCCGGAUCUUCAGGAGGAACUUCACCUACAAGAAGCAAGGUGUCCACUGCAGCAGCAAGGUGUCCAGCGCCGCCGCAGUUGUCGCGCAGCCCGGCGAGUCGAGCUCUGUCACGGCGGGCAGCAUGGAGUCGGACACGGGGGACGAGUACACCAACGGCCUGCUGCCACAGACCCCGCUGCUGCAAGAUCCGGUGAAUAUGAUCGACGGCUACAGCUACAGCUACGGCUACGACCACCACCACCACCAGCAGCAGCAGCUUCAGCACGGCCAGUGGAACAGCCACGCGCUGCACGCGGCGGCCACGGCCCCGCUGCCGUCGCCGACGACGAUGGCCGCAUUCCAUCACGGCGUGCUUAGUAGCCCGCCUGCUGCUGCCAGCGGGCCGCUAGACGACAUGUACUACAAAGACGGGUCCAGCUGGGACGACAUUGGCAGGAUGGUGAUGGAGCUCACGGACCCCAGCCCCAGUGUGUUCUCCUUCUAUGACACUAGAUCGUACGCCUAGGAGAGUUGCAGGCCAGCCGUAUUGUUCUUCGAAACAAGAAGCAAGCCGCCUGUUCGAUCUGCGCUUGCUAGUUUUUUUUUGGUUGGGGGGAGUCGUCCACUGUGCAGCUCCACACCACGCACACAGCACCACAGCAGAGAACGAAAACCGCCGACGAAACACCGAACUAACAUGUGGACAUGCAUGGCAGUAGUUAGCAGGGUUCUUACAAAGAGAACAUAUAUACAUAUAUGAUAGAUCGAUUUUAUUAAUUGUAAUGAGUUCAAGAUAUUAUGUACUAUGUUGUCAAAACAUCUUUGUCGAUGUCGAUGUAUAUAUAGUACACAUUGUAUUGGAUAUAUAUGCAUGAUGUUAUUUGUUUGUUCCCAAA
Messenger RNA from Zea mays, 1699 nucleotides. RefSeq lists its product as uncharacterized. Gene Ontology annotation, biological process: regulation of DNA-templated transcription. Bases 253 to 1329 code for a protein of 358 amino acids. NCBI's taxonomy places the organism in Eukaryota, Viridiplantae, Streptophyta, Magnoliopsida, Poales, Poaceae. The transcript has 2 exons. The record is from RefSeq and is a predicted model, not a curated record. Gene Ontology annotation, molecular function: DNA binding.